This is a messenger RNA of Chelonus insularis, 3195 nucleotides long. It is a transcript of the gene Mlh1, whose product is annotated as DNA mismatch repair ATPase Mlh1. The record is from RefSeq and is a predicted model, not a curated record. NCBI's taxonomy places the organism in Eukaryota, Metazoa, Arthropoda, Insecta, Hymenoptera, Braconidae. Gene Ontology annotation, cellular component: MutLalpha complex. Gene Ontology annotation, molecular function: mismatched DNA binding; ATP hydrolysis activity; ATP binding. The transcript has 4 exons. Gene Ontology annotation, biological process: mismatch repair. Bases 484 to 3111 code for a protein of 875 amino acids.
ACAUUUCUAAAUACGUAUUUGAAAGAUUCAGCAAUGAAAUAAUAAUAAUUAACACUUGUCUCGUGUUCAGAUAAUUAUAAAUACAUUUUUUAUAAGAUAAUAAAUGCGUGAUAGAUCUAAUUGCUGUGUAUUUCCUUGCAUGCUUGAUGAAAGUGUGAAAUAGCAUUGAAAAAGUUGAGAUAAAAACCAUUAUUAAUAGUUUCAUUGGAAAGCCGAAGAAAUGUUUUACCGCAGGCCGACUAGAGAGAACCUACAUAAGAGAAAGAGAGAGAUAUAAGAUGUACAUAAACGCAUGUGCAGUGAAGAUCUACAUGUAUGUGUUGAGCUAGAAAAUACGUUACGUUCAUGAAAUUCUCCAAAGAUGUAGUAGUGUCAAAACUUUCUAUUUCGCUAAUUUUCUCAUGGUAUUUAUAACACGUGUAUCGUGUUUAUUACGAACAUUGUAAUCAUUAAAUUGUGGGAAAUCAAACCUAUACAUCAUCAAUGGCAAGCCCUCCAAAAAUCAAGAAACUUGAUGAGGUAGUGGUAAACCGCAUUGCUGCUGGAGAAAUCAUACAAAGACCGGCAAAUGCAUUGAAAGAAUUAAUUGAAAACAGUCUUGAUGCUAAAGCAACUGACAUUCAAAUAGUUGUCAAAGAAGGUGGUUUAAAAUUACUCCAAAUUCAAGAUAAUGGAACAGGAAUUAGAAAAGAAGAUCUUGACAUCGUAUGUGAAAGAUUUACGACAAGUAAACUGGAAAAAUUUGAAGAUCUUCAAGGCAUUUCUACGUAUGGAUUUCGAGGGGAAGCUUUAGCUAGUAUUAGUCAUGUAUCUCAGCUUUCAAUCACCACAAAAACAGCUCAAGGAAAGGUAGCAUACAAAGCUUCUUAUAUUGAUGGAAAAUUAAAGUCAGCUCCUAAGCCUAUUGCUGGCAAUCAAGGAACAACUAUUACUAUAGAAAAUUUAUUUUAUAAUGUUGCUACUCGUCGAAAAGCAUUGGAAAAUGUCACCGAACAAUUUUCCUUAAUUCAUGAUGUUGUACUUAAGUAUGCAAUUCAUAAUUCAGGAGUAGGAUUUACUUUAAAGAAACAAGGCGUCAAUACUCCUGUACUUCGAACGCCUUUCAAGGCAACGAGGAUAAAUAACAUACAGUCUCUAUUCGGUAAUGGUUUAACGAGAGACUUGAUUGAGGUUAACUUAGAGGACAAAGAUUUUAAAUUUAAGGUUGAAGCUUUGAUAUCAAAUCCUUUUUAUUACACUAAAAAAUGGUCGCUUUUGUUAUUUAUUAACAAUAGAUUAGUCGACAAUAGUUUAAUUAAAAAAAUGCUAGAGGAUAUAUAUUCUAUUUAUUUGCCAAAACGAAACUUUCCUUGGGUUUAUAUGUCCUUAAAAAUUGAUCCACAGAAUGUCGAUGUCAAUAUUCAUCCAACCAAGUCUGAAGUGAGAUUUAUUCAUGAACAUAAAAUUAUUGAUAAAAUUAGAGUUGCUUUGGAUGAUAAGUUGACUCACAGCAACGCAUGCAGAACUUUUUAUGUUCAAACGAAGCUUCCAGAAGUCGAUCUUCCAAAGGAAGUUUUGGCUGAAGUUAUACCAGAAUAUGACGAUAAAGAGAAAGAUAAAGAUAAAAAAGUUUAUGCUAAAAAUUUGGUUAGAAUUGAUCAUAAAGAGCAAAAACUUGCCAAAUUUAAUUUCACGAUUAAUGCUAAACCAAGUAAUCAGUCUAAUGAGACUCAUAGUGUGGCUGAACAAAGUGUAAAUAAAGAAAAUACAGAUAGUACAGUAAAUGAAAGUUUAAGUGAUAACUUGAGAGAGGAAAUGAACUUAGAUGAAACGAACGUAAAAAAAAGAGAAGAAAUUACAAUAGAAAAACCGGAAGAAACACCACAAAAUGACCAAGAAGAAAGUAAUGUUGAUGAUUCUGGACUUAAAUCAAUUGAUGAUAAUUUACAAAUCAAUUCUCAGAAUUUUGUUACUUCAACUCAAGUAGAACAACGUUUAGAAAAUGAUCAACAACAAGUCGAAAAUCCUUUGAUUCCUGAUUCAGUAAUUGAUUUAUUUGUAAGUGAUGAUAGUUCUUCAGAGCUGCCUUCAGAUCCAAUUCCAAUGUCUAAACCAGCUGAAAGAGCAAUGAAAACUGUAUUACGUUUAUUUGGAUCUCAACCUGACUCUAAAAAAACAGCAGAUCAAAAUUCUCACAACAGUCCAGAAAAUCAUCAGGAAAAUCAAAAACAAAGCUCUGAUGAUCAUCAAGCAGAAAAUUCUGGAAAUAAAAAAAUAAAGCUUUCUACAGAAAAUGAAAUGAAUAAUUCAGAAGCUGGUCAAAAAAAGAGUUCCGAAAAAGAUAAAGAGAAUGACGAAAAAUCAGUACCUGAAUUUAAAUCAUACUCAAUAAAUAAUUUCCGCAGAGAAGUUCAUAUAACGAGCAUCCUUCAAUUAAGAAAGUCAGUAGAAGAUACUUAUCAUGAAGGCUUGCGAAAACUUCUGAAUGAAUCGAAAUUCAUCGCUUGUGUUGACCCAGCAUUUGCAUUAAUUCAAAGUGACGUUAAUCUUUAUAUCUGCAACACAAAAAAACUUGCUGAAGAAUUAUUUUAUGAAAUAAUGCUCUAUGAUUUUGCAAAUUAUGGUGUUUUAAAAUUUUCAGAGCCUUUAUCAAUAACAGAAUUAUCACUUUUGGGAUUGGAGUUAGAAGAAGCUGGUUGGACUGAAAGUGAAAGACCAAAAAAAGAAAUUGCAGAAGAUGUUAGAGAUUUGCUUACAGAAAAAGCAGAAAUGCUCAAAGAAUAUUUUUCUAUAGUAAUCACAAAAAAUGGUUAUAUUAAAUCUCUUCCAAUGCUACUAGAAAAUUAUUAUCCAUCAGAAGUUGAUUUACCACUUUAUAUUCUACGAAUGGCUACCGAAGUAAAUUGGGAUGAAGAAAAGCCUUGUUUUGAUGGAAUCUGCCGUGAGACUGCAAAAUUAUUCAGUCAUAUUAAUGUAAAUAGUGAACAUUAUGAUUGGAGACAUCUUACAGAAUACGUUCUUUAUGCAACGAUUAAAGAAAGUCUACUACCUCCGAAACAUUUUGCUCAAGAUUCAACAAUUCUACGAAUUGCGAGUUUACCUGACUUGUACAAACUUUUUGAAAGAUGCUAAAAUAGAAUAUGUUAAAAUUAUUGGUUAUUUAUGAGAUUAAUUUUUUUAUUUGUGUUGAAUAAAAUUUUUUUUAUGUUUUUUCUA